This is a messenger RNA of Macadamia integrifolia, 781 nucleotides long. Its product is annotated as 10 kDa chaperonin, mitochondrial-like. The record is from RefSeq and is a predicted model, not a curated record. Gene Ontology annotation, molecular function: metal ion binding; protein folding chaperone; protein-folding chaperone binding. NCBI's taxonomy places the organism in Eukaryota, Viridiplantae, Streptophyta, Magnoliopsida, Proteales, Proteaceae. The transcript has 4 exons. Gene Ontology annotation, cellular component: mitochondrial matrix. Bases 84 to 377 code for a protein of 97 amino acids.
CAAAACCAACCAACGAGGCUUCCAGAUGAGAAGGGGAUUCGUACUAGUCAUUUGGUUACGCUUUCUUCUCUUCCGAAGCUCCCAUGGCAAAGCGCUUGAUCCCAUCUUUGAAUCGUGUCUUGGUGGAGAAAAUCGUUCCUCCAUCGAAAACAAAUGCCGGAAUUUUACUCCCUGAGAAGACCACCAAGCUGAACUCUGGUAAAGUUGUUGCGGUGGGUCCUGGAUCUCGGGACAGUGAUGGGAAACUUAUUCCUGUUAGUGUGAAAGAGGGAGACUCUGUACUUUUACCUGAAUACGGAGGAACAACAGUAAAACUCGCUGAUAAAGAGUAUCAUCUGUAUAGAGAUGAAGAUAUACUGGGGACACUUCAUGACUGAUGUAUCUUAUAGACCCUGACCAGGUACCCUGGAUUGAAGGUUCAUGACAUUGCAAACUGAUGGAAUGAGACAGUGAGAGAAUAAGGUUCCCUCAGUCUAUUGAAUUCAUACCCUACUGGUUAAUCAGACUAAAUGGUUUUAGUUAUUAGAUUGGAAUUCUUCUGGUAGUGGCUUGCCUUCCAGAAAUGCAUUGAACAACAAAAUUGUUUAUCUCUGGCUGUGAGAACCGAGCCUUGUGAGAUUCCCCGCUAAGGGUGGCAAAGGAAAAGAUAUUUACAUACACUUGUGUUCCUUGCGGAAUCAAAGAAAGACCAAUCUGAAAAUCAGGCAUAGAUCACAAGGGUAAUUUUUCAAUUGGAAAGGACCUGGCACUAUAAAAUUUUAAGAUUGGAAUUUUUGCUCAA